AGUACAUACUUAUAUACUUACAGCUCACAAGUCACAAAACAUUCUUGGUUACACUACAACUCAACUUUCUACCACCCUUUUCUCCAUAUGGAAACCCUUUUGCCUUAAAACCAAUCUUCUUCAUCUCAUCUCCCCCCCAACUUUGAAACCCUAGAUCGGUCUGUGAUCAGCUCGGCCGGUGCACACCAUGAUGAGCAGUGACUAUAAAUGUGAGCCAAUUCAUAAUAAUAGUAAUACUAAUGCUGAAGAAACUCAAUAUCAUCAUCCUCAUCGUCAUCUUCAUCAUCGGGCAGAAGAAGAAGAAGAAGAAGAAGAUCAUGAUCAAAGUAACAAGCAGCAAAAAAUAGGGCGCGGAAAGACUCAGAUCAAGUUCAUCGAGAACCAAACCAACCGCCAAGUCACCUUCUCCAAACGCCGGAAUGGGAUUUUCAAGAAGGCUGGUGAGCUCUCUGUUCUUUGUGAUGCUAAGGUCUCUCUCAUCAUCGUCCCCAACAACAAUAAACUCCAUGAAUACAUUACCCCAGGAGCCAACACUAAGGAUAUGCUUGAUCUGUAUCAAAGAACCAAAGGGGUUGAUCUGUGGAAGUCUCAGUACGAGGCAAUGCAACAAACCUUACGCCAACUUAAAGCUAAAAACUUUGAACUGAGGACACAGAUCAGGCAGAGAUUGGGUUACGAUCUGAAUGAUCUGAGCUUCCAUGAGCUGAGUGAUCUUGAGAAUAGUAUGCUUGCUUCUGUGGAAGCUAUACGCCACAGAAAGAAUCACAAGAUCAAAACUCAGGCUGAAACCACCAAGAAAAGGAACAAGAGCUGGGAGGAAAGAAACUCAGUCCUCGUGCAUGAAAUUCAUGCAAGGUGUGAAGAUCCACCAUAUGGUUUAGUGGAAGACAAUGAGGGAGCAGGCUAUGAAUCAGCAAUUGCAUUGGCUACCGGGGCUUCCAAUCUGUACGCUUUCCGCCACCACCAGAAUAGUCACUCAGCUCUGCACAGCGGCGGCGCAGGAGGAGGAAGCUUAAUCACUACUAGUCACUCCGCUCUUCACAGCGGUGCUGGAGGUGGCGGUGGCGGUGGCGGUGGCUAUGAUUCGUUCGAUCUCCGCAACCUUCGCCUCGCUUGAUCAGAUUAAGCUCUGCCUGAUCUGAUCAGUAUUACUAUUAUAUAUGUAUUCUCUAAUUAGUGUUUGCACUAUAUAUAAUGCUAAUCUUAUUGAUUAAGUUCUGGUUGAACCAAAUAUGGUUAGGGCUUGGAGUGCAUGCAUUUAACUCCAUCUCUUCUUUGAUUAUAUCAACCAAUGCUAAUUAUUAAUAU
This is a messenger RNA of Humulus lupulus (European hop), 1308 nucleotides long. RefSeq names its product agamous-like MADS-box protein TM6. Gene Ontology annotation, biological process: positive regulation of transcription by RNA polymerase II. Bases 188 to 1117 code for a protein of 309 amino acids. Gene Ontology annotation, cellular component: nucleus. Lineage: Eukaryota; Viridiplantae; Streptophyta; Magnoliopsida; Rosales; Cannabaceae. The record is from RefSeq and is a predicted model, not a curated record. The transcript has 7 exons. Gene Ontology annotation, molecular function: RNA polymerase II cis-regulatory region sequence-specific DNA binding; protein dimerization activity; DNA-binding transcription factor activity, RNA polymerase II-specific.